AUGGUGAAGCUCGCCGCGCUAGUCGUGGCGGUUGCGCUACUGGCACUGCUGGAUCCGGCGGCCACCGUCGUGGAGUUCGCCAAGGAAGACCUGGAAUCCGACGACUCCCUGUGGAAGCUUUACGAGCUGUGGGGCGCGCGCCACAAGGUAGCACGCCACCCCGGCGAGAAGCUUCGCCGGUUCGCCAUCUUCAAGGAGCAGGCGCGCCGCGUCUACGACUUACAUAUUGAAUUUGCAGGCGACACGCCGUUGGGGCUCAACAUCUUUGCCGAUCUGAGCGACGACGAGGUCCGUCGCGACUACAGGUGUGCGAUGGGCGGCGCCGGUAACGGCCGGAAGAAGCGCAGCUUCAUUAAUGUGAAAAGGCGCGCCGGCGACGGGACUCUGCCGCUCCCCGUGGCCUUCGACUGGCGCUCGAAAACUUGCUAUGGGCAUCCGUGCCUGACUCCAGUCAAGGACCAGGCGUACAACUGCGGAGCCUGCUGGGCGUUCGCGGCGACGGCCGCGAUGGAGAGCCACCACGCCAUCUUAAAGAACGGCAGCCUGUUGCGGCUGUCCGAACAGCAGCUCGUGGACUGCGACACCAAGAACGGUGCCUGCGCAGGUGGUUUGGCCGCAACCGCCUUCCAGUACGUCGUGAAGUGGGGCCUGACGUCGUCGGCCGCCUACCCGUACACGGCAAGGAAUGGCACAUGCAAGUCCAGCGCCACAUUGCCCGUCUUGGCCAUGACUGGGUUCGCGCGGGUGCCGGCCUACGACGAAUUCGAACUGCUGCAAGCAGUUACCUACGGGCCCGUCGUGGUUUCCAUCGAUGCAAACAACACCGAGUUCGACCGCUACGCCGGCGGCCUGUACCCGUCGGUGAAGUGUGGAAGAACCCCUGAUCACGAAAUGCUGCUCGUCGGCUACGGGCCCAAUCACUACAUCUUGAGGAAUUCGUACGGAGAAAACUGGGGGGACAAAGGUUACAUGCUGCUGCCGCGCAACUUCGACCUCCACGACGUCUUUGGACCGUGCGGCAUCCUACUGGAUGGCGCCACUUACCCCGAGGUGGCCUGA
Molecule: messenger RNA, 1059 nt
Organism: Lolium rigidum
Lineage: Eukaryota; Viridiplantae; Streptophyta; Magnoliopsida; Poales; Poaceae
Product: ervatamin-C-like
Exons: 1
Coding region: 1-1059 (352 amino acids)
Cellular component (GO): lysosome
Molecular function (GO): cysteine-type endopeptidase activity
Source: RefSeq, a predicted model, not a curated record